AUAGCAUGGAACACGAGCAACUUUCUGUUGAUGUGUGUUUCCGUGAAAAUAGAGAGGAAUUGAUUUUGUAAUUACAAGGUUUGAGAAUAACGGAGAACAAUGAAGAGGAGAAAUUGAACAGAAAAGCUAAGGGUUGAAAGUAAUAGGGUUAGAUAAUAUUAUAUAAGGACAUAAUUGAAAAAGGAAAUAAGAAAAUCAUGGGAUACCACCAACUCGAUGGUUCUAAAAAUUGAGGUAUUUCAUGGUUACCAAACCGCGAAAAAAAUACCAUACCAUACCAUACCUUUUAAAAAACAAACAAAACAAACAUGUUCCCUUGGUAACCAUAGCAUAACCAUGGGAAACCACCAUCCAAACAGGCACUAAACUAUUGGAUUUAUAAAAAUUGCUCAUAAGUAUUCCGCAAAAUUUAUACAAAAUUAUACUAAUAACUUUGUACCAAAAUUUUCUCAACCGAAGAAACUAAAACCACCACACGAUAAUAAGUGUUGCACACAAAAGAAUGCCACUGCCAACCAUUUUGUUGAGAAUUUUGUGUCUAAGAAUCCUCCUCGACACAAAUCUUCUCACCUGUUUCCAAAAAGUUCAGACCAUUUAACCUUCUCCCAAAGAAUUUACUGCGGUGUGAAAAUCAAUAACUAUAUUGUUGUUUCACCACAGAAUAAUGGAGACUGAAGAGCUCAAGCGUGUCUUUCAUAUGUUCGACAGGAAUGGUGAUGGAAGGGUCACAAAAAAGGAGUUGAACGACUCUUUAGAGAACAUGGGGAUCUUCAUGUGUGAUUCAGACCUGACGCAGAUGAUCAACAACAUCGAUGUAAAUGGGGAUGGCUACAUCGAUAUUGAUGAAUUUGGUGUUCUAUAUGAGACCAUAAUGGAAGAGCGAGAUGAGGAGGAAGAUAUCAGAGAGGCCUUCAAUGUGUUUGACCAAAAUGGGGACGGAUUCAUUACCGUAGACGAAUUGAAAUCUGUCUUGGCAUCGCUUGGUCUCAAGCAAGGGCGGACCCUCGACGACUGCAAGCAGAUGAUUAAGAAAGUGGAUGCUGACGGAGAUGGAAAGGUGAAUUUUAUAGAGUUUAAGCAGAUGAUGAAAAGUGGUGGAUUUGCUGCAUUGAGUUAGAGUAAAAAUCAACAAGACCUUGAAGGUCGGAAUCUUAUACUCCUAAGCAAAGGUCUGAGGUCAGUUCUUCGACAAGUUUCUGGGAUGGAGCCUUUACCACCUUAAUAAGAAAACUUGAUGACAAUGUUAAUUAGUCAAUCAAGUGAACUGAGAAAACUAGAUGACUAAUCAGAAAACAAAAAAUAGAGUGGAAACUACUCAUGUAAAUACAGUUUGUUACAUUUCUAGUUUUUAUUUAAUUCUUUGGCUCCUAAAACAAUCUUGAUAGAACAAUUACCCCUUCAUUUUCAUGUUUCUACUCUUUUGUGUACACAUAUUGUGCGGGUUAGGAUUACCUCCGUUAUUUAACCCUCCAGUAAUGCUCAACAGAGGCUUUGAUUGAAACCACAUGUCCUCUAGAGAUCUAAGGUUAAUACUGUAUCUCUUCUCCUAUGCUCUGUUUAACAGGUGAUGUACAGAGAUUUUCAUUUUGUCUUUCGUCUUGUUUGACAGUUAAUGAAGGAAAUCCCACGGCUAUAAAUUUCUUCCUUCUGG
Capsicum annuum is the source of this 1651-nucleotide messenger RNA. RefSeq names its product calmodulin-like protein 3. Lineage: Eukaryota; Viridiplantae; Streptophyta; Magnoliopsida; Solanales; Solanaceae. The transcript has a single exon. The coding region runs from base 665 to 1117 and encodes 150 amino acids. Gene Ontology annotation, molecular function: calcium ion binding. The record is from RefSeq and is a predicted model, not a curated record.